Molecule: messenger RNA, 1062 nt
Organism: Racocetra fulgida
Lineage: Eukaryota; Fungi; Glomeromycota; Glomeromycetes; Diversisporales; Gigasporaceae
Source: the annotation of a GenBank genome assembly
AUGUCGGAUUAUCUCGGUAUAAAUAUAGAAACAACUGACAAGUCACGCUGGAGGCUCGAGGUGGAUCAUGGAAAGCAAACCUGGCAUUAUUUAGAAAGUAAUGAUGAGAUAAAAAAUUGGCCCCAAACUGCAUGCGAUCGUUAUUGGUUAGGAUUGUCCUAUGAUAAAAUUAAUGAUAAUCAAAAAGAAUAUUCCUCACCAAAAACUUCUCUUGAAGUCGCAUAUAAUGGAUACAAAUUCUUUAAACAAUUGCAAACUGUGGAUGCUGUAGCUAUUCCAUCUAUUGGAAAGUUUUGGUUAGCAAUGCUGAACAUUUAUGAUUGGAAAGGAGUUAAUCCAUCACCUCUUCAUCCGGCUCGCGUUUGGGGUCCAAUACGUGCUACCCAUCUCUCAAUGAGUUAUCUUUAUGGGCGUAAAAUAGCUGAGAAAAUGAGUCCGCUAAUUGAACAAUUACGACUUGAGUUAUUUGUUCAACCAUAUGAUAAAAUUGAUUGGUCUGCCGCAAAGAACAAUGUUUGUGAGGCGGAUAUAUAUUUUCACCGGUCUCCAAUUUUAGUUGUUACUAACACUUUUGCAAAUAUUUGUUUAGGAAAUGAUCCAGAAAAUCAUGAAUCAAUGAUUAAAGCGCUUGAAUUUUUAGAAGAUUCACAAAUAAAAAAUAAUCCAACAUAUAUGAAACAAUGUUGGAGAGAAUCUUCAAAAGGAUUUUGGAGUUUUAGUACAAGAGAACAAGGGUGGGCCGCCAAUGAUUGUACUGCUGAAGCUUUAAAAGCGAUAUUACUUCUUCAGGGUAAAUUAGAUUACACACCACCAUUAAUUAAUCAGAAGCGAAUUCAUUCUGCAAUUGAUAAUUUAAUCAAAAAACAACAUACUAAUGGAGGAUUUUCACGUUAUGAAAACAUUCGUGGUUAUUGUUGGAUGGAGUUGAUAAAUCCUUCCGAACUUUUGGAAAAUACUUUAAUCGAACAUACUUACGUUGAAUGCACAAGUUCUGUUAUGACUGCUUUAAGAAUAUUUUCCAAAUUUGAUCUCGUGGACCAUUACGUUGAUGAUAUUGAGUAA